AUGAGUUUUCAAUUGGAUGACUACAGGCGACCGAUAGAGGAAGAGGAGUUUGAUGAUACAGAAUUGGAGACACCCGUUAGGCUCAAUACCCUGAACAUCAAACAAACAGAAACUGCCAAUGGGCUAUAUAGAUCGUUCCGAGCAAGUGGAGUCAAUUAUGGAGCAACAUCUAACUUGAGGAAAGAGUCAGGUCUCCUGAAGGAAGCGAAAAGUAAGACUGGAAAUGAUAAGGGCUCCCCUAUACACAAAAAUGCUAAAGAUCCCGACAUAUUGACAAUAGGAUCUCCGCCCAGUUUGAAAUUUGACAAAUCGAUAUCGCUCGAUGAGAAACAUAAGCAGCGCCUCAAAAACCACAGCCCUACACCUGUCACAAGACUAAAACCUCCUACUUCAGAGCUCAGUCCUGUGGAUCAUUCACCUGUUUCGUACAAAGUUGCCAAGCCUAGUAUAGAAAGGAAAGGUGAUGGAAAGGAUAAAGCACGAGCAACAGAAACACCCCUACUGAAGAUAAGACACGAUGACGAAGCUAAACAAUCGAUUUUGGACAGAGUGAAUACAACUUUGGAGUCGAUAAAAAGGACGGAGCCAAAUGAUGAAGGCAUCCAUGCGACAACAAGACCUAGUGAUGUUCUGCCAGCAAAGGCACGAUAUACAAGAUCCAACGAUGGAACCGUGCAGCCGUCAUAUGACUUUGAAGUUGAUGAGCCGGAUUUCGUGCACGCGCCUAGCGAAACGGCUCAGCAACCAGAAAAAGAAGUCCCCCAUUCGAGAAGUGAGCAGCUCCAUUUAAAUUUUGAUGUACAUGAGAGAGACGAUGUACUUAGUCGGCCGGAUGUCAACAUAUCGCCAAUUCACAAUGACAACACUUUAGGAAACUCGACUCCAUUAUCAAACAGAAAAGAGAAUUCCGUUCUUCACGACGAACGCAACCGCAACCUCAACCGCAACCGCAAUCGAGAUCUAGAUCGAGAAACCGAACUUGAAUUUCAACUUGGCGGCGAUAGCACGACGUGGUGGACAGCCACUCAAUGGCUGAAGUUGAUGAAGGUUGUAAACCUGAAAGUGGUAUCGCGCAAAGAUGCUAUAAAUAGCCAAUUGCUCAUGAAAGAAUUGGGGUGCUCAAGUAAAGAGGAUUUACAAAGACGCUAUGAUUUUUUAAAGUAUUACAGAAACAAGUAA
This is a messenger RNA of Lodderomyces theae, 1179 nucleotides long. RefSeq lists its product as uncharacterized. Lineage: Eukaryota; Fungi; Ascomycota; Pichiomycetes; Serinales; Debaryomycetaceae. The record is from RefSeq and is a predicted model, not a curated record. The coding region runs from base 1 to 1179 and encodes 392 amino acids. The transcript has a single exon.